CGCACUGUUGCGCGGGAUGUGACGCGCAUGCGCAGUGCAGACCACAGGACGCAGCUUGGGGAAGUGACAGGAGGAGGGUAAACAGACGAAAUUAAACGCUUUCUGUUUAAUUAACCCAAUCUCAUUAGACGAAACCUGCGCACUCGAGUACUUCCUCUACCUCAGGAAUAUUUACAUUGAAUGUCAUUUGGAUGGUGUAGACGCUCAUCAUAUUUAGGAUCCAUGUCUUUUUUGCGUUGGGUGUCGGAGAAACUGAGUGUGGAGAGUCUGAGGGAUUUGGACUUAUUUGGUGAGCAAGCUCAGGCAAGCCCACUCAGGAAAGCCCAUGAGGACAGUCAGGAAUCUCUGAGCUCCCUCCCACGCCGGGACACAAUGGGAACCUUCUUACCUGACAGCAGUGCCUACGAGCUCCUCACCGUCAUCGGGCACGGUCUGGAAGACCUGAUGACAGUGAACUUGGCCCGUUACAAACCGACCGGAGAACGUGUCACCAUCCGAAGGAUUGACAUGGAGUCCUGCACCAACGACAUGGUCAAAUACCUGCAGGAAGAAAUCCAUGUCUCAAAGUUGUUCCACCAUCCAAGCAUCCUCCCAUACAAGAGCAUCUUCAUCUCAGAGAACGAGUUAUGGGUGAUCACACCAUUCAUGGCCUACGGCUCAGCACGAGAUUUGAUCAGCACUCACUUCACACACGGUUUAAGUGAGCUGACCAUCGCGUACAUUCUGCUUGGAGUUCUGCGGGCUCUGGAGUACAUUCAUCACAACGGCUAUGUGCACCGGAGUGUGAAGGCCAGUCAUAUCCUGAUCUCAGCGGAUGGACAGGUGUAUCUGUCAGGUCUGAGGAGCAUCUUCAGUCUGAUCCGACACGGCCAGAGAGCACGCGUGGUGCACGACUUCCCCCAAUACAGUGUUAAAGUGCUGCCCUGGCUCAGCCCUGAGGUGCUACAGCAGAAUCUUCAGGGAUACGAUUUCCGCUCGGACAUCUACAGUCUGGGAAUUACGGCUUGUGAGCUAGCCAAUGGCCAUGUGCCGUUUAAAGACAUGCCAGCUACACAGAUGUUGUUGGAGAAGCUAAACGGUACAGUCCCGUGUCUGUUGGACAGCAACACCAUCCCGGCGGAGGAGCUCGGUAUGAAGUCUUCGCGCUCGGGGGCCGACUCCGGGAUCUGCGAGGGCCCCGGGGCCGGUGGGGCGCGCCAUACUAACGGAGAGCCGAACCCCUACAGCAGGACGUUCAGCCCACACUUCCACAACUUCGUCGAGCUCUGCCUGCAGAGGGACCCUGAGAAGAGGCCUUACGCCAGCGCUCUGAUUGGUCACUCCUUCUUCAAGCAGAUAAAGCGGCGUCUGUGCGAGGCCCUGCCCGAGCUGCUGCGUCCCGUCUCGCCGCUCGGCAGCUUCGAGUGUGUGCGGCCUCAGGAUCCGCCCUCGGCGCUCGCCAGCCUGGAGUCCGGCCUCAGCCACCUGGACGUAGACGACUGGGACUUUUGACAGGAACUGAAUGGAUGAGGAGAUGAAGCUUGUGGGUAUUUGGAGAUGUAGAUAAAACGAUGACUUGUUCCUGACAUGUUUGGGUUGUAUUGUUGGGAUUAGUGGUGUGUACAUCUGACGUAGGGCUGGCCGAUAAAAUAUCAGUAUCAUGAUAAAUUAAGAACAGUAUUGUCUUUAUCCCUCUUUAAUGAUGAAGGACUUUUGUCCAAAACAUCCUUUUUUCACUCAAAAAUUUAUGUACUAGGUUUAUUUUUUACUAAAUCCACCGCCAUUAGUGAUACUUUUUUAAAAAAUAUUUUUUGUGGCACGACUGAUUUCUGACAUUUUCGCCAAACUCCUGAGCAAAACCAAAUAUCGUGACGUCCUAUCAAGCCUUGAAGUAUCGUGAUGUGAUAUUUUUUGUAUCAUAUCGCCCACCCCUAUUAGGAUGUGUUUGUUUGUUAAUGAGGGUUUAAGAGAUCCAGUUCUCCUUUUUUUUUUUUUUUUUCGAACUGUAUGUAUAUAGUCGUGUAUAUAACAAACGGGUUGAAGGAGGACUGUUUUACUUUUAUAUCUCUCACAGAGAGGUGCAAAGCCAGCAGCCGCCGCAGCCUUGUCCGAACGACGACACACACGAGGUGCAUGAGUCUGAAAACAUACACAAUUACAUUUUCACAAAGGCAGGUGCUUAGUUUUGUGCACUCUGACGUUACUGAGCAUUGUUACAUGUUUUGUAGCAUAAUAAUCCAAGCAUAAAUGAGACGCUCUGAAUGUGUAAUAGCUUAGUGCUGCUUGCAUGAGGGCCGCGACUGGUUUACGUGGAUGAAAUGAAGCUGCAUGGCCCACCGUGCCAGCACGUUUAUCUCCGAAUGUGAAUUUAGCGAUAUUUUGAGAGUUAUUCGAGAUUCAUAACUUUUUACUCAAACUACCAGCAGAACGUUAGCUAAUAUACAGGCGGGUGUGGGAAAUGCAGAAACGUCAGCAGUUAUAAACAGAUCCUUAAGGUCAACACAGGACGUUUUUACAUCUCCUUCGUCAUACACAAGAUCCGUUUCAGUUUCUGACACUGUUUCUGCACCCAGCGUUCUCACCCUGACCUUCAGCUGCAUCAUGCAUCUUAUUCCAGUGUUUUCUUCGAGUUUCAUGUCAGUUAGCGCGAAGCCGUGACGUUGGAAACUUCAGCUGUGCGUAUGUGGAGUUUUUCCAGAUGUUGCAUAAUGAGAUGAAAACAAUAAAGACUAAAAACUCA
Messenger RNA from Pangasianodon hypophthalmus (striped catfish), 2719 nucleotides. RefSeq names its product STE20 related adaptor alpha (gene strada). The coding region runs from base 181 to 1491 and encodes 436 amino acids. The record is from RefSeq and is a predicted model, not a curated record. Gene Ontology annotation, biological process: protein phosphorylation. Gene Ontology annotation, molecular function: protein kinase activity; protein serine/threonine kinase activator activity; ATP binding. NCBI's taxonomy places the organism in Eukaryota, Metazoa, Chordata, Actinopteri, Siluriformes, Pangasiidae. The transcript is spliced from 13 exons.